Messenger RNA from Drosophila hydei, 2572 nucleotides. It is a transcript of the gene ThrRS, whose product is annotated as threonine--tRNA ligase, cytoplasmic. Gene Ontology annotation, molecular function: ATP binding; threonine-tRNA ligase activity. Gene Ontology annotation, biological process: threonyl-tRNA aminoacylation. Gene Ontology annotation, cellular component: cytoplasm. NCBI's taxonomy places the organism in Eukaryota, Metazoa, Arthropoda, Insecta, Diptera, Drosophilidae. The transcript is spliced from 4 exons. The record is from RefSeq and is a predicted model, not a curated record. Bases 134 to 2386 code for a protein of 750 amino acids.
AACAACAACGUGGAAUCGGAAUGGGUGACAACGUGGUGUCGGAAUUAAGUAAUUUGGAUUUGAAUAAGCAAAAGGCAUGUUAAAAUCUUUUAAUUGGAUCACAAGUGUAUUAGAACAUAAACGUAAUUAAGUUAUGUUAAAAGUGUUGCCGUUCGUUGUUGCAUUUAGAGGCACCAGCUAUAAAACAUUGCACAAUAUUCGAGCGUUACCGCUGAGCAAAACUCAACAGCAGUCAAUACAACAACAACAACAACAAGAACAACAGCAAGGCAUACGCAGCAGUCGGUGCUACGCAACAUUGGCUGCCAAGAUGAAGAAGGAGAAAAAGGAAAAGCCAGCUGCAGGCGGUGGCGAUAGUCGCAAAGAGCUUAAUCCAUGGCCCCAGUAUAUCGAGGAACGUAAUGUGUUUUGGAACAAAUGCAAGGCCGAAUAUGAAGCUGAAUUGGCUGCCAAGCCGCGCACAGCCAUCAAAGUAACGUUGCCUGAUGGCAAGCAGGUGGAUGCCACCUCCUGGGAGACGACGCCCUAUGAUGUUGCACGUGGCAUUAGCCAGGGUCUGGCCGAUAAUACGGUCAUUUCGAAAGUGAAUGGUGAGGUUUGGGAUUUGGAUCGUGUCCUCGAAGGCGAUUGCAGCCUGCAGUUGCUCAAGUUUGACGAUCCCGAUGCACAGGCAGUCUUUUGGCACAGCUCAGCUCACAUUAUGGGCGAGGCCAUGGAACGCAUCUAUGGCGGACAUCUGUGCUAUGGUCCGCCCAUCGAAAAUGGCUUCUACUACGACAUGCAUCUGGAGGGCGAGGGCAUUUCCACGAACGAUUAUGGCACCAUGGAGACGCUGGUCAAGCAGAUUGUCAAGGAGAAGCAAAACUUUGAACGUCUGGAGAUGAAGAAAUCGGAUCUGCUUGAGAUGUUUAAGUACAAUGAGUUCAAGGUGCGCAUUCUCAAUGAGAAGGUGACCACAGAUCGCACCACAGUCUACAAGUGUGGCUCCUUGAUUGAUCUGUGUCGUGGGCCGCAUGUCCGCCACACCGGCAAGGUGAAGGCACUGAAGAUAACCAAGAACUCGUCAACCUAUUGGGAAGGCAAGGCAGAUGCCGAGACUCUACAGCGAGUCUAUGGCAUCUCAUUCCCAGAUCCUAAGCAGCUCAAAGAAUGGGAGAAACUGCAGGAGGAAGCCGCCAAGCGGGAUCAUCGCAAGAUUGGGCGCGAGCAAGAGCUCUUCUUUUUCCAUGAACUGUCGCCCGGUUCGUGCUUCUUUCAGCCACGUGGCGCACAUAUCUACAACACGUUGAUGAAUCUGAUACGCGGCGAGUACAGAAAGCGCGGCUUUCAGGAGGUCAUAUCGCCGAAUAUCUACAAUGCCAAACUCUGGAUGACAUCCGGUCACUGGCAGCACUAUGCGGACAACAUGUUCUCGUUCGAGGCGGAGAAGGAGAAGUUCGCUCUGAAGCCCAUGAAUUGUCCUGGCCACUGCCUGAUCUUCGACAAUCGUAAUCGCUCCUGGCGUGAGCUACCGCUGCGCAUGGCUGACUUUGGCGUGCUUCAUCGUAAUGAGCUUUCGGGUGCUUUGACUGGAUUGACACGCGUUCGCCGUUUCCAGCAGGAUGAUGCGCACAUCUUCUGCGCUCCCGAGCAGAUCAAGAGCGAAAUGAAGGGUGCCUUGGACUUUUUGCGCCAUGUGUAUACUAUCUUUGGCUUCUCCUUUCAGCUGGUGCUGUCCACUCGGCCAGACAAGUAUCUGGGCGAACUAGAUCAGUGGGAUGCCGCUGAGAAGGCAUUGGCCGAGUCGCUCAAUGAGUUUGGCAUGCCCUGGAAAGAGAAUCCCGGUGAUGGCGCCUUCUAUGGACCUAAAAUUGAUAUUACCAUUAUGGAUGCACUGAAACGUCCAUUCCAAUGCGCCACUAUACAGCUGGACUUCCAGUUGCCCAUCCGAUUCAAUCUCAAUUACAUAGCCGACGAUGGCGAAAAGAAGCGUCCAGUUAUCAUACAUCGAGCCAUCCUUGGCUCUGUGGAGCGCAUGAUUGCCAUACUCACGGAGAACUAUGCCGGCAAGUGGCCCUUCUGGAUUUCACCUCGUCAAGUGAUGGUUGUCCCAGUGGGUCCUGCCUAUGAUGAAUAUGCCAAGACGGUGCGCGAUGAACUCUAUGCAGCUGGCUUUAUGAGCGAAGUCGAUUGCGACGCUGGCGACACGAUGAACAAGAAGAUUCGUAACGCUCAAUUGGCACAAUUCAAUUUCAUUUUGGUCGUUGGCGACAAAGAACGAUCCUCGAAUACGGUGAACGUGCGCACCCGAGACAACAAGGUGCACGGCGAGGUGUCUGUGGCGGAACUGAUCACGAAGCUGCAAAAGAUACGCGACGAGUUCAUCACAAACGAGGAUAGCUUCUAAGCCGCCUUACCCCACAUACUCCCUUUACCAAAAUAUAAUUCUCUAUUUAUAUAUAUCAAGCUUAUGUAUACCCUAACCUUGCAUAGCAAAGUACCGGCAUUUCUUAUUCAGUUGUAUUUACGCUUACAUCAACGAAAUCCUCAAAAUAAAUUAGAUAUAUGCAGUCUCGAAAGAGAGGCCAACAAA